This is a messenger RNA of Diaporthe batatas, 1769 nucleotides long. RefSeq lists its product as uncharacterized. Bases 390 to 1769 code for a protein of 459 amino acids. The transcript has 6 exons. The record is from RefSeq and is a predicted model, not a curated record. Lineage: Eukaryota; Fungi; Ascomycota; Sordariomycetes; Diaporthales; Diaporthaceae.
UGGCUCUGUGCGCCUCGGUCGCGUGUGGCCGCGAGUCUUGGCGCGAUGGCCAUGCAUGCAUCCAUCCAUUGGCUUGCUGCGCACGGCUUGCACGGCCUGCACGGCUUGCUGCCCGUACCAGUGUUGGCAUUCUCCUCGACCAGGUAGUUGCGAACCCGCACCAGCGCCGGGGAUCGUGCCGGACCAAGCCCCUGGGAAAGGCGAUGCUACCUUGGACUUGCACACAGACGCCCAGCCCUUUGAGUCCUGGCCCCCCCGACUUCCCAUAUCCUUGGGGAACCUCGCGCAUGAGGCCAUGAGGCGUUCUCUGCUUCUUGACAUACUUCUCUCAUCUCCCUCAUCGGUGGCCUACUCCCACGGCUACUUGCAAGCUCGAGGUUUGAGUAGAAAUGAAGACUGCAAGCUUCAUCCUCGCCCUCCUUCACAUCCUCACCGCGGCCGUGGCAGCCGAGCCAUCCCUCGCCGAAGCCGUUGCAGAGUUACCAAGCUGUGCUCUCAACUGCCUGGUCACAGCCAUAUCCGCCUCGUCUUGUACCCUGGCCGACUUGCAUUGCACAUGCUCCAACGCGAGGCUCAACGCCGAGGCCGAAGCAUGCGGUCUUGCCAAUUGCUCCACCAGGGAGGGCCUGAGAGCAAAGAACAUAACAGAGGCACUAUGCGACAACAAAGCCCCGAGGGACGAGAGCCUCGUCCCGGUCUUUUCAGGGUUUCUUGCUCUUGCCGGAGUUGCAGUCUUCCUUAGGCUUGUAGCCCGAUACGUAACUCUGUGUUACUUCUGGUGGGACGACCUCUGUAUAUUCCUCGCCUUUGCGGGCUGCGCCGCCUUCGCCGCGACAAACAUCAGUGCCGCGGCCCUCGGGAUGGGCACCGACGUCUGGGACGUCCCCUAUGACUAUAUCACGUGGCUUCUGCUAAUAUUCUGGGUCAACAUGGGCUUGUACGCCGUGACGAGGGGCCUGAUCCGCGCCUCCAUCAUCUUUUUCUACCUCCGUAUCUUCCCGCGAACCUCCAACUAUACGACCUACUGUUUCGUCUAUUGGACGGGGGUCCUCAACGCCGUUCACAUCACGUCUUUCACUCUUGCCGUUAUUCUGCAGUGCCAGCCUACACGUUUCUUCUGGUACCAGUGGGACAAGCAGGAAUCUGUACGGGGUCAUUGCGGGAAUGCCAACGCCCUUGCGUGGGCGGCUGCCGGGGCUGGAAUAGCCCUGGACUUGUGGCUCAUUGCACUUCCUUGGCCUGGGAUCUGGAAGUUGAAUCUCAGCUGGAGGAGAAAGAUGUUCGCGGGCAUCAUGUUGACUGUCGGCCUGGCAUUCUUCGUCGUCAGUCUUGUGAGACUGAAAACCAUCAAUAACUUCACAACAACUAUCAACCCCAGCAGAGACUUCGUCGAGGUAGGGAUCUGGUCUGGGAUUGAGAUCGACAUCGGCGUGGUUUGUCCCUGCCUUCCAUCGAUCCGCAUUUUGAUCGCGCGCUAUGCGCCACGUUGCUUGGGCAUUGGGAGCAGUGCAGGUGAGGAGUCAGACCAACCGAGCCGGCCGUCGGCACAGAGCAGGAGUAGGCAGAAGAGGAGGCUCCGCAAGCGUAGCUAUGUCAACUUCGACGUGGAUGAAGAUGGUGGUGGUGGUGGCAGCAGCCGCAAGUCGAUGCUUCUUACAGCCUCCACCCCCGCCGACAGCACAUUCUUGGACGGCAGUAGAAGCCCCUUGGACCAGGGGGAAAUCCGGCUUUCCACAUUUCGAAGGAAUAGCGUGGAGUCCAAGGUCUGA